AUGAAUUCGGCUUUGGAUUAACUUAAAGAAUAAGUUAUUCAGUUUGGAAAAAAAGCAACAGCUAUCAAUGAAAUGAAUAAUGAAUUCAUUUACAAGGGAAAGCCUCUCCUACAGAAUUUCGAUAAUCUACUUAAUGAAGUUAUUGAGAUUUCAUAAAAGAUCAACUAAGACUUGAAAAAUCUUAAAUAAUAUAUAAUGAACCCUUAAACAACAAUUUAAUAGAGACAGGAAUAUGAUAAUAUGCAAUUAGAUUUUUUUAAGUAAAUUGAAUUAGUUUAGGAUAUACAAACUAAAAUUAUAGAGAGAAAAAUGGAAAACUUAAGAAGCUAUAACAAGAGUAUCCAUCAUAGACAAAGAUCUUAAAUAUCAGGUUUGAGAUCUUAGAUGUCUCUUGGAACAAAUAAUAAUUUGGGAGAAUCUAAAUUGAAAGAUAAAUCCUUCACUACAGGUUAAAAUGAAAAAUCAGAGAGUUUUGUAAGAUUUAGCAACUAGAACAGCGAUUCUACUCCUAAAAACCUCAUGCAGUACUAAGAAAGUGGUGGUUCUAGCAUGCUAUAUGACGAUAGCUAAUUAAAUUCUGAUUUAGAAAUGAGCGGUGAUCCUUAACAGGAUUUAGAGAAGUUAUAAUAGCUAGCUGAAUCUACUGAAACUCAAAUAAAUGAUUAAAUCUCAAAGCUUAACCUCAUUAAAGAUAUUUAAGCUUUGAUAAAAAGAGAACAACAAUUAAGAGACCAAGAAAUAGAUGAAGAAAAGAAAAAAUAAAAUUCUUAGUCAUCAGUUGGAAGCUCUUAAGCUAGCAGCUUGAAUAUUUUAGCUUAUAAUCCAAAAUAGGGGAAUUCAUAAAAAGUACAGUAAAAUACUUCAAAUAAUGUAACAACAUUUAAUAAUUAAAGCACAGUUGUUAUAGUUAAUCCAAAUUCAGACACUAUUUAUGUGAAAAUGAAUGAUAAUAGUAGCAGUUAGCUUUCAGAUAGAGGUACUUCUUAUGAGCAGUCUAAAAAGAAAAAAUAUAUUAUAUUAAUUAUAAUUGCUCUUUUGAUAAUUAUUGGUGUUGGAGUAGGUGUUGGAGUAGCACUAAGUUGA
Molecule: messenger RNA, 1083 nt
Organism: Tetrahymena thermophila SB210
Lineage: Eukaryota; Ciliophora; Oligohymenophorea; Hymenostomatida; Tetrahymenidae
Product: transmembrane protein, putative
Exons: 5
Source: RefSeq, a predicted model, not a curated record